AUGAAGAAAUCGCUUCCUAGUAUCCUUGCUGUCCUCCUGGACAAAAGCUUGGCUCAAAAGCCAUUUGUUUACGGAGCACCACCAGCAGCUGCUCCCGCUGGUGCUGUUUUGCCAGGAAACUUGGCGAAUCCAAUACCCGCCGGAUCCGGGGCUCCAGCCUACGUUUACGGAGGCCCCAACUCGGGCUCUGGGAGCACCGGUUCAGGUCCACAAGAGCAGAAACCUUUGGGUCAAUCUUACGGCGGGAUCCCCAUCGAAGCUGAUGCAAAACCAUCAAGCGCACUCAUUGGACGUGGGCCUGGCAAUGCAGGCGAACACCCCAUUCCAGAUGGAAAUGGGUGUCCUGCUUCCCGCGCAGAGCUCAUGGUCGAUCAGCUCGACUAUGCAGACGUGCCCAUUUGUCCCGACGGCGAUGGCAAGCUAUACUUGACUCACCAUGGAGUGAGCAUGCGCAUUCAGUGCUGUGUCCAUGGAGGCAAGCCCGAUCUAGGCGAAUUCAUCGCCGACGACUUUCGCCAUUGCAUGAAUACUUGCGCCCAAACAAAGGACUGUAACAGUGUGCAGUAUUUGGCCCACAGGGGCGAUGACAAGACUCGGACUUGUGCAUUGAGUACAGAAGGCGGCUUCACGAAAGCCUCGUGCGGGGCAGAAGACAUGCAUCAAUAUGCAUACGUGAUUGAUGCACCUGCUAUUGAGCCAAUCAUUUUCCCUUCUCUCAAGUGCACCACCGAAUGUCCGUUCUCAAAUGGCCAGCUUUUCAAAUCCUUCUACGGCGAGUCUUUUCUUAUUGACUGCGGGAUGCGCCACGGCACUCAGCCUUUCUACAAGGACCACAAAUCAACUCUUAGGAGUUGCAUAAAUGCUUGCGGCAAACUUCAACAAUGUCAGGCCGUCGAUUACGAUGGUAAUCGAGAUGCUUGCUACUAUUAUACUCAUCAAUCUCUACCCACGAUCACUGCUCCUGGGUUCGCGAGCGCCCGUUCGAUGGGCUGCGAGGGAGACACAUGCGGAGAUGCUGCCAAGCAGUGCUCCCAUAACAUAACGGCCGCAGAUCAGGAACCUGAACAAAAUAAAGCCUUCCCGCAGGAUGGUAUCUUGGGAAAUCCUUCCAGCUUGAUGUCUCUCUGCGAGACUCCGUCUUCUCACUGGACCCAGAGGAUUGGCGGCAAAGCCCAUCGAUUCACUUGCGGGUCGGGUACAAACUGCGCUUACGACAUGAACAUUUGGCCUGGACUUCUUCCUACCAUGACCAUUGAGGACUGCAUCAAGGAGUGCGGAAAGCAUCCUGAGUGUAGAAGCGCCAACUUUUUCCUGGAUGGUGUGGCCGACGGAACCAAGGGCCGUUGUAACAUCCGCAAGUGUAAUUCACCGACAUUGCAGCAGCCUGGGCUCGUUGGGAUCUAUCCGCUUUGA
Messenger RNA from Pestalotiopsis fici W106-1, 1413 nucleotides. RefSeq lists its product as uncharacterized. The record is from RefSeq and is a predicted model, not a curated record. NCBI's taxonomy places the organism in Eukaryota, Fungi, Ascomycota, Sordariomycetes, Amphisphaeriales, Sporocadaceae. The coding region runs from base 1 to 1413 and encodes 470 amino acids. The transcript is spliced from 7 exons.